CAAAUUCAUUCGCGGUGUGUGCGUAGUUUUUUUGGGGAAGUGCCGUGUCGUCGUCGUUCCUUCCUGCCCGUGAGCGAAGAUCCAUUCCUAGGUGGUCACUAAAGAACCUGCUUCCUGCCCUCUAAAACCUGCUUCUCUAUCGGCCAGACAAGAUGCAGUGCAACAUUCGGCAUUUGGUGAACCUCGCUGCCAAGGGCAAUGCCGGAGUCCGCAGUCCGGGUGCGAUCCUGGGCGCCCUGUACGGCCGGUUCUACUCGACGACACACGAUGCCGACCUGGUCGUGAUCGGUUCCGGCCCCGGUGGAUACGUUGCCUCGAUCAAGGCCGCCCAGCUGGGCAUGAAGACGGUAUGCAUCGAGAAGAACGACACCCUCGGCGGCACCUGCCUGAACGUGGGCUGCAUCCCGUCGAAGGCCCUGCUCAACAACUCCCACUACUACCACAUGGCUCACUCGGGUGACCUGGCGUCCCGCGGCAUCAUGGUGGAGAAUGUCCGGCUGGAUCUGGAAGUGCUGAUGGGUCAGAAAUCGAAGGCCGUCAAGGCGCUGACCGGUGGCAUCGCCCAGCUGUUCAAGAAGAACCAGAUCACGCACAUCAACGGAUGGGGCACGAUUACGGGGCCGAACACGGUCGUGGCCAAGAAGAGCGAUGGCAGCGAGGAGGUUGUUAAUGCGAAGAACAUCAUGAUUGCGACCGGUUCGGAGGUGACUCCGUUCCCGGGUAUCGAGGUCGAUGAGGAGACGAUUGUGUCGUCGACGGGUGCGCUGAAGCUGAAGGCGGUCCCGAAGCGGAUGGGACUGAUUGGAGCUGGUGUGAUUGGGCUGGAGUUGGGAUCGGUUUGGGGUCGGUUGGGAUCGGAGGUGACUGCUAUCGAGUUUUUGAGCGCGAUUGGUGGUGCCGGUAUCGAUCAGGAGGUUUCGAAGACCUUCCAGAAGGUGCUGACCAAGCAGGGAUUCAAGUUUUUGCUGGGAACGAAGGUGAUUAGCGCUUCGAAGACGGGCAGCGGAGUUACGGUCAGUGUGGAGAAUGUUAAGGAUGGUAAAAAGCAAGAUCUGGAGUUUGACGUGCUGCUGGUGUCGGUCGGUCGUCGUCCGUUUACGGAGGGUCUCGGGUUGGAAAAUGUUGGCAUCGUGAAGGAUGACCGAGGUCGGAUUCCGGUUAACAACAUGUUCCAGACGAUCGUGCCGAGCAUUCACGCGAUCGGCGAUUGCAUCCACGGGCCGAUGUUGGCCCACAAGGCCGAGGACGAGGGCAUCGUGUGCGUCGAGGGAAUGCAGGGUGGCCACGUGCACAUCGACUACAACUGCGUGCCGAGCGUGGUGUACACCCACCCGGAGGUGGCCUGGGUUGGCAAGAACGAGGAGGAGCUGAAGGCCGAGGGCAUUCCGUACAACGUGGGCAAGUUCCCGUUCGCGGCCAACUCGCGCGCCAAGACCAACAACGAGACGGACGGUUUCGUCAAGGUGCUGGCCGACAAGCAGACGGACCGCGUGCUCGGCGUGCACAUCAUUGGACCCGCCGCCGGUGAGCUCAUCAACGAGUCGGUCCUCGCCAUGGAGUACGGUGCGUCGGCCGAGGAUGUGGCCCGCGUGUGCCACGCUCACCCGACCUGCGCGGAAGCCCUCCGGGAAGCCCACACGGCCGCCUCCUUCGGCAAGCCCAUCAACUUCUAAGCGUAAGUGUGUUGUCCCCAAUAUAUCUCUAAUAACAUCUCACACACGCCUUCGUGGCGUGGUCGCCAUCAUCCAGAACCAUACGAAAAAACGCAAAGCCCGGUUGUAAAAAAUUACGUCACGCCGUGGAAUCGCUUCAAAAGCACCACCCGAAUUCAUAGAAGAAGAAACAAAAUACACGAUUGGUAACACGAACUGCGAGGAGAGAAGAUUGACGACUCCGUUCUGACUCCCCCCCGAAUGUGAAAGUGACUCUCCCCCCUACCGCGCAGGCAGAUGAGUUUGAAGAAAUGAAGCAAUUCUGCUAUUUUGUAUCAAAAAGCGUAUGAAAUCUAUUAAAUUAUUGUUUUAGAUACAAUCUA
Molecule: messenger RNA, 2035 nt
Organism: Culex pipiens pallens (northern house mosquito)
Lineage: Eukaryota; Metazoa; Arthropoda; Insecta; Diptera; Culicidae
Product: dihydrolipoyl dehydrogenase, mitochondrial
Exons: 4
Coding region: 153-1673 (506 amino acids)
Cellular component (GO): oxoglutarate dehydrogenase complex; mitochondrion
Molecular function (GO): dihydrolipoyl dehydrogenase (NADH) activity; flavin adenine dinucleotide binding
Source: RefSeq, a predicted model, not a curated record